GAGAAAGAACUAAAAUGGCAGUUGAGACUCGUACUCAAUUGCAACUUCUGUGAACAACCGGUUAUGCGUUAACUGGCCGGAGCAACCCACCGGAUCGGUGCACGAACUCCAUUGCCGGCCAUUCGGAAUAUCGAGCGAGGACGAAGAGACUGUCGCUGCUUUCAGUGUCUACCAGGAUAACCGUUGGCUCUUCGUCUUAUUCCUUCGCAAUUUCUUCCUCACGGUCUUUCUCUGGUUCUUCAGUUUGGGUUAAUUUGCUUUAGAGUUCAAGCACAACUAGAUUGGAGCAACAGCUGCUGAAGCUGCAAACAUCAAAUCACUUGUUGCAAGAGUCGUGGAGGAGGAAUUGAGGAUUAGAAGUCAGAAUCCAGAACUACACAUGGAUCAGAAUCUCCUGCAAGACGCCAAAGAACAUCCCAGUAGCAGUAAUAUGCCCCCGGAAGCUGCGGAAAACAAUCAGCUGGGGAUCUUUGACAGACCUCUUCCUUGCUUUGGUUGUGGAAUAGGAUGGUUUUCCCUGCUACUUGGUUUUGUAUUCCCAUUCAUGUGGUAUUAUGCAACAAUUCUUUACUUCCGGAAUCACUACCAGAGAGAUCCGAGGGAGCGGGCAGGGCUAGCUGCCAAUGCAAUAGCUGCUCUGAUAUUUACUGUAGCAGCUCUAGUUGCAGUUGCCCUGAUUGUAUUGUAGUCAUCUUCUGCUAUACUCUUAUGUUAGCUGAAAUCCAUAAUCCAGAUAACUAAGUGAUGGCUCCCCUAUGAAGAAAGUAACUUCACCAGACCACGCAACAGAAAGGUGACACCUACUGGAAUAAUGCUUGCAGGCAAUGUGGGAAAUGGGAGAAAAUAGCUCACUAACAAGGGUAUGAACAUGUAAAGAUAUGUAGUAGUUAGUACUACUGUCCAUUUGUUGUGCUGUUUAUUAGACGAUAAUAUGGCUUCAUCCUGUAAUAUUUUGGUGCAGCAAUAUACAUGAGGAACCAAAAAAGAUUGUUUUUCAGUUGCUCAUGGACCCAUCAUGUUUGUAUAAUUUUU
Molecule: messenger RNA, 1032 nt
Organism: Solanum pennellii
Lineage: Eukaryota; Viridiplantae; Streptophyta; Magnoliopsida; Solanales; Solanaceae
Product: 60S ribosomal protein L18a-like protein
Exons: 5
Coding region: 380-688 (102 amino acids)
Source: RefSeq, a predicted model, not a curated record